Messenger RNA from Spinacia oleracea (spinach), 1319 nucleotides. RefSeq lists its product as uncharacterized. The transcript has 8 exons. The coding region runs from base 379 to 765 and encodes 128 amino acids. The record is from RefSeq and is a predicted model, not a curated record. NCBI's taxonomy places the organism in Eukaryota, Viridiplantae, Streptophyta, Magnoliopsida, Caryophyllales, Amaranthaceae.
ACAAAAGAAAAAAAAAGUUGAACUAACAAAACAAAAACCCUCUUCCCUUUGGCAUCUCUUCUCCUCUCCACCAAACAUGGCAGCAAAAUUCUUGCUACCCUAAUUCUCACCACAAAACAGUGCGAAUUUCUCCCAAAAACCUCAAUUUCUUACUCUAUUCGAAUAGAUCUGGUCAUAAUUUAUAGUUUCAAUUCUGAGUAUUGAGUCGGCGAUUCCAAUUUGCUUUUCAAUUAGUCAAUUGUGAAGAUAAGUGCGAAAUUGGCUCUGCUUCGAAGAGUUUGAACCGUUUUAGAGGAUGCAGUAGUGGGUCCAAGAAACGAACUGGGAAAACCUAUUGAUGUCAGUAAUGCUUCUGAUCAAAUCUUUGGGCUUGUGCUGAUGAAAGACUGGAGUGAGAUAUUCAGGGGUGGGAAUACAUGCCUCUUUGACCUUUCCUGGGGAAGAGUUUUGGUACAACAAUCUCACCAUGGACACUCUAGAUGCUCUGGAACCUUUGCUAGUGGUGUCCUAGAACAGGAUCCUCCUCCUUUUCCAUGUAUAGAAAUGACGGCAGAAGAAGCUAAAAGACUUGAUCACUUCUUCUGCCAAAAUUGUUCCUCCGACGACCCGAAGAAGUUGCACAACUCACAUGGUGCAUCUAGACAUUCUGAUACGAAGGUUUCAUUGAAUUCGUGCUUCCAAUCUCGUGGUCUUAAUCAUUGUGUCGAUCGUGCUCUUGGUUUGACUUUAUCGAAUUCCCCCUUUUUUUCAGAUUACUAUGUCUGAAGGUUCAUAUUCUAACCCUUUAAGUUCAUCUCCUCUGAAAGGGCUACAACUUUAAGUUCCAACCUGUGUGGUUCUUCUAGUCCAGUAACUGUACUGUCCAGACUCCAGAUAAUUUCACACAUAUAUAGGAUCAAAUGGAUCAAGAUGAAGGAUUAGAGUAGCAUUUUGGAGUUGUCAGCUGCUGCGCGCUGUCACUGCUGUUUGCUGUUGUCGCUGCUAGCUGCUAUUGUACGUCUGCUGCUGUUACUGUUGCUGUACUGAUGUCACUGCUGUUACUGUUACUGUUACUGAUCAGUAGUCUACUGUUGUCUGUUGGCAACUGCUAGCUGAUGUGCGCUAUUACUACUGAUGUUUGUUUGCUGUUGCGCAGACUAUUAUGUUGUUUUUUCUCUUUUGGAAUUUGGUAGUCUAGAGAUCGAAGUCGAUGAAGUUGACCUAAGUUGUCUUUCGUUUUGUUUUGUUUAUUAGAUUGUUUAGCCAAACAAAAAUAUUAGUGUUUGUGGAUGUUUUUUUAAGAAACUAUGAAAUUAUAUAAAUUCCAAUUAUUUACUGUA